Molecule: messenger RNA, 2955 nt
Organism: Angiostrongylus costaricensis
Lineage: Eukaryota; Metazoa; Nematoda; Chromadorea; Rhabditida; Metastrongylidae
Source: the annotation of a GenBank genome assembly
AUGAUGUGUCGGUUCUGGACAAAAUCAGAGGUGCUUAUGAAUGGCACGAUUAACAUUUCCUUGUACCGUUCCACUCGGAGUCGAUUGGCUGUGGCCGUUGGCGAUGUUCCGGGUCCAAUGGUGAAGGGUUGCAUCUCAUUUGUGACUGAAACGGAUUGUGAUGAUGGCCUACCCCAUACGUUGGAACAUCUGGUGUUUCUGGGCAGCAAAAAAUAUCCGUUUAAGGGUGUUCUGGAUAUGAUUGCCAGCCGUUGUUUGGCUAGUGGUACGAAUGCAUGGACGGAUCAGGACCACACAGCGUACACGCUUAGUACCGUAGGUAGCGAGGGUUUCUUCAAGGUGUUGCCUGUUUACCUUAAUCACCUGCUUUCACCGAUGUUAACAGUAAGUGUGCAACUUGGGAUAUUUGUGUCGAAGUCACAGUUUGCUACCGAGGUGCAUCACAUUAACGGAAACGGCGAAGAUGCUGGUGUCGUUUACAGCGAAAUGCAAGAUCAUGAAUCUGAGAUGUCCUGUAUGAUGGAUAGGAAGAAAAAGGAAGUUUUAUAUCCACCGAACAAUUGUUAUCGUGUUGAUACGGGAGGCCGUCUGCCAAGCCUUCGAACUACGUGUAACUUGGAUAAAGUACGUGGCUUUCACAGAAAGUUUUAUCAUUUGUCGAAUAUGAUGAUCAUUGUGGCUGGUAGGAUAAACCACGAUCGCCUUUUAAACACUAUUGAAGCUACUGAAGAGGAGCACUUACCAGACGUUCCGGCAACUUUCCAACGACCCUUUUCAAUCAACUUGAAGCAACCAGUUGAGUCAAGCGAGCAUCGUGUACUUUGCCCAAGUGAAGACGAAUCUCGUGGCAUGGUUUCCGAAUCCGUUUUAAGGUUUGGUUAUCAACCAACCGAUUUCCAAGAAGGAGUGGCAUUCGAAGUACUAUUUGAUUAUUUGUCGUACACACCAGUUUCUCCGUUGCAACGAGAAUUUGUGCUCAUCGAAAAGCCACUAGCUAGUUAUAUCAGCUUUCAUGUCACUGAACAGACUACAUGUCUCAUAGAUCUCAUAUUCUCUGGAGUUCCGACUGACCGUUUAGACGAAGUUAAAAAGAAAUUUAUGGACAUAGUAGUAAAAGAGCAUCUCGAAGACAAAACUUGGGACAUGGAACGAAUGGGUUUCUUGAUUGAUCAGAGCGUAAAGAAUGAAUUAAAGAAGAUGGAAAAAAAGCCAGCUACCGAAUUAUUUAAACAUAUGAUCAGCCAUCAAUUGUAUGGUGGUAAAGAGGAUCAAUUGAAAACUAGAGUAAACAAGUUAGAGUUGAUUCGUCGCCUUCGGUCCGAACCUGCAUCGUUCUGGUCCGGACUCGUAAAAAAGUAUUUUGUCAAUCCUCAUGUGGUCAUCAUUGGAGUGCCUAGUGAAAAGAUGGUUGCGGAGGUGGCCAAUGGAGAGAAAUCCCGCCUCGAAAUUCAGCGAAAGAAGCUUGGUGAGGACGGUGUUAAACAAUGUGGAGAACAAAUAGAAAUGGCAAUGAAAGAGAACACUUCGCGAAAACCUAGUACUGAAUUACUCGAUAAGAUGAUUGUGAAGAAACUCGAAGCAUUCGAUCGUUUCCCUGUGGAUGCUAGGUGCAACAUAGAAGGGCCGACACCAUCGCAAGAGAUGGCAAAAUUUCUUAAGCAGUUCCCAUUUCCGACAACAGUGCACAAUUGUCCGACAAAAUUCGUGGAAUUGUUUCUUCUUUUCGACUCGGGUAUAUUAACCAUGGAACACCGUGCAUAUCUACACCUUUACACUGAACUCUUGUUUGAGUCACCGGCUAUAAUUAACGGUGAGGUGAAGAGUGCAGAGGACAUUGCAAGGUUGUACACUAAGGACCUUGUUGAUCAUUCUGUGCAAGUCGGCUUGUCUGAUUGUUUCGAAAAAUUCCUUAACUUACGGAUAGUGGUAGACGCUGAAACCGGUUUCCCUCAUCUUGCAAAGUGGGCGGAAAUUUUCACGACUGGUAUUGUCUUCGAUAUACAACGUAUUAAGCAGUGUGCGAAGAAGUUGGCUAGUGAAGCUCGAGAGAAGAAACGCGAUGGAUGUAGUGUAGCUAGUAUCGCUCUGGCCUCAAUGCUGUACCAACAGAAUAGUAACGGACGUAUGUAUGAUGAACUUGUGUUGGAGAAAUUCCACGAGUGUGUGGCAAAAAUGUGCGACGCUCAACCAAAAGAGGUUAUACGCAAUAUAGAAGAGCUACGUUCGACUCUUUUCUCUCAUGGUGUCAAUGCUCAUAUCGUCUGCGACGUGAGUCUUAUCAACAACAAGUAUUUCAAUGUACAACAAUGGAGUUUUGCAGAAAAAAGCUUUGGAGCCUAUAAGAAGUUUAUGGUCGAAUCUGGUGAUACUGUGGAUGCGAAAUGCCUUGGCAAACAGAAGGUACUAGGCGUUGGGGGAUCCGAAUCGUCCUUUAUUUAUCAAACGUGUUUGAUGGACUGUGACUGGAAGAGUGAAGAACUUGUGCCAACUAUGCUGCUUUCGCAGUACUUGAGUCAGUGUGAGGGCCCAUUAUAUCGAGGUAUCCGUGGUGUUGGUUUGGCAUAUGGUGCAAAUAUUUUCGUUAAAGCGGAUCGUCGUACAAUUACAUUGUCGUUACACCGCUGUGCACAACCUGCACAGGCCUAUGAGAUGACAAAGAGGAUUGUGUCUGAUGUGUUGAAUGGCAAGACUAUUGUUGAGUCAGAAUUUGAGGCCGCUAAGCGUUCGCUUAUAUGUGAGCUCAUGGAACGGGAAGAAACGCGUGUGUGGAACACCUCUAUUGAUGAUAUGCUCCACUUAGGUGGUCAACGAAUUCGUAAUUUGUUUGAGAGCUAUACUCGCGCAAUUGCCGUUCAUCCUGCGAAACUCAGCGAAAUAAAAGCUGCCUUCCCUGGUAUUGAAGAGGCAAAGAUUGCAUCUCUGUCCUUAAUACCACCUCUUGCUGCCGAAGUGUGA